GGCACGGGACUCUUGGUGACCUAGUAGAGCUCCAUAUUUGUGGAUCGCGAUUGCUGGCCGGGUGUUACAUUUACUUAAAUAUUUUUGACGACUGCAAGCACUUACCGUCGAUAUGGCUCUGUUCCGAACAUUUUCUUCACGCCUCAACUCCUCUUCACAGGGUUGCAUUGCUACCAUUGUUCGAGCAUAUUCUGAUCACACUGACCUAAAAGAUGUUCUUGCCAAUAAAGUUCCGUAUGAACAGGAACGUGUAAAGAAGUUCCGUAAAGAGUAUGGAAAUGUGAAAAUAGGCGAAACAACAGUGGAUAUGGCCUAUGGAGGUAUGCGUAGCAUGAAAGCAUUGGUCACCGAAACAUCCGUCCUAGAUCCCGAAGAAGGCAUCCGUUUUAGGGGGCUAUCUAUCCCAGAAUGCCAACGAAUGCUUCCCAAAGCAAAAGGAGGAGAAGAACCACUACCUGAAGGGUUAUUCUGGCUUUUAAUCACAGGAGAUGUCCCAAAUGAAACCCAAGUGAAAAGUUUAUCGAAAGAAUGGGCUAGUCGUGCCGACCUCCCGUCGCAUGUCGUGACGAUGCUCAAUAAUUUCCCAGCCAAUCUUCAUCCAAUGUCGCAGUUUAGUGCAGCAAUCACUGCAUUGAACAGCGAGUCAAAGUUUGCCAAGGCUUAUUCUGAGGGGCUACACAAAUCGAAAUAUUGGGAGUAUGUAUAUGAAGAUUCCAUGGACUUGAUUGCCAAACUGCCCACUGUGGCUGCAACAAUAUAUCGCAAUUUAUAUCGAGAUGGAUCUUCAAUUGGAGCAAUCGAUACCAAAAAGGAUUGGUCGGCUAACUUCGCUUCCAUGUUGGGAUACACCGAUCCCCAGUUCACCGAGCUCCUGCGACUUUAUCUCACAAUUCACAGCGACCACGAAGGAGGUAAUGUUUCUGCCCAUACCGUCCAUUUGAUAGGCUCAGCUUUGUCAGAUCCCUAUUUAGCGUUUGCUGGUGGAAUGAAUGGAUUAGCAGGGCCACUUCAUGGGUUGGCCAAUCAAGAAGUUCUUGUGUUCCUGAACAAAAUCGUAGGUGCUUUGGGAGAUGGAUGGACAAAGGAGGGCUUAAUACAGCUAAUCAAACAGCAGCUUGCUUCUGGCCAGGUAGUACCUGGGUACGGCCAUGCAGUUUUACGUAAAACAGAUCCUCGUUACACUUGUCAACGCGAGUUUGCACUCAAACAUUUGCCCGACGAUAAGAUGUUUAAGCUAGUUGCACAACUGUAUGAUGUUGUCCCAGAUAUUCUGCUCGAAACAGGAAAGGUCAAGAAUCCUUGGCCGAAUGUUGACGCCCAUUCGGGUGUAUUGCUUCAACAUUACGGCAUGACUGAAAUGAGCUAUUACACAGUACUCUUUGGUGUAUCUCGAGCCCUUGGCACAUUGGCGUCUUUAGUGUGGGAUCGGGCUUUGGGUCUGCCUCUCGAGCGCCCCAAGUCGAUGUCGACAGAUGGACUGAUGAAAUUAGUCAAGUCCCUGCAAGCCAAUGCGGCUAAAGGAGCGUAAUAUUUACACCCCAAUGUUAGUAAAAUGCUACCCUGCUAUAUGUUGAAGAAACAAAUUUUUACUUUGUUUGGUGUUGAAUUUCAAGUCGAAUUCAGUGUUUGGCUAUUUUAUUCCUGAAUGCACGGUACCUUGCCGUUAGUUUUUUUUUUUAUUUUUUUUAUUUUUUUAGACUUCAAAGAUUGCAAAAAUUAGGAUUCUGCCAAUGGUUGACUUAAUUGGAACAAGGAACUGGUACAAACACGUUUCGAGGGUGCCACAGUAGUAAUGAGUUGUUCGUCUGUAAAUCCCCAAGAAAUAGUUAUGAAACCCCACACUAAUAAACGUUUUAACUGGC
Messenger RNA from Daphnia carinata, 1862 nucleotides. It is a transcript of the gene kdn, whose product is annotated as probable citrate synthase 2, mitochondrial. Bases 113 to 1528 code for a protein of 471 amino acids. Gene Ontology annotation, cellular component: mitochondrial matrix. Gene Ontology annotation, biological process: carbohydrate metabolic process; tricarboxylic acid cycle; citrate metabolic process. The record is from RefSeq and is a predicted model, not a curated record. NCBI's taxonomy places the organism in Eukaryota, Metazoa, Arthropoda, Branchiopoda, Diplostraca, Daphniidae. The transcript has 7 exons.